CGCGGGGCGAAGGAGAGGCGCGCGGCAGCUAACGGGCGCCCCGGAGGCUCCUGGGAGAGCGAGGCCCCCACCCCCCACCCCACCCGCGGCGUGUGUGCGCAGGCGCAGACGGCUGAGCGGAGGCAGGGCGCUGAGAGACGUUGGGAGAGGCUGAGGACCGCAGUGGAUACUCCCGGUCUCUGGGGCGACGGAGAGAGCGAAUCCAGAUGGGAAGACCGGGGAGGAAACCGCGAGGCCGAGCCGGGCCUGGACUCUUUCCAUUUCCAAAAGAGGAGCUCAGACAACACGGCUCGUCCCCCGCAAGUCUCAAAGCCAUGUCUAAGGAUGAACUGCCACAGUGUGCCCUUACAGGGACCAGUGUCAUUCAAGGACGUGACUGUGGACUUCACCCAGGAGGAGUGGCAGCGACUGGACCCUGCCCAGAAGGCCCUCUACAGGGAUGUGAUGCUAGAAAACUACUGUCAUUUUAUCUCUGUGGGAUUUCACAUAACAAAACCUGAUAUGAUCCGCAAGUUGGAACAAGGAGAGGAGCUGUGGACAGAGAGAAUUUUUCCAAGUCAGAGCUAUGUAGAAGAGGAAGAGGUUUUGGUGAAGUUCAGUGACUACCAGGACAAGCCUCCUAAAUCAAUUGUAAUCAUCAACCACAAGAAGCUAAUUAAGGAGAGAAGCAACAUUUAUGGGAAAACACUAGGCAAGAACCAUAUUAUUUCCAAAACACUAUUUGAGUAUAAAUCUGAUGGGAAAGUUUUGAAAAAUAUCUCAGAAUUCAUCAGUAGAGAUAUAAACCCUGUAACGGGGAAGUUGGGUGGCAGUGAUGAAUGGGAGGAUUCAAUCCUGACUUCAAGGCAGGAGACUCCUCCUACCUGGACUCUCCAUAAACAAAUCAGAAGGGAUCUGAGCUCUGGCUGGGAGCUCAACCAGCACCAGAUGACCCAGAUUCCAGAGCAGCAGUUUGAAUAUGAUAAAUAUGACAGCUCCUUCCUCAUGACAGGAGUGGCAUUUCCACAUGACAGAGCUCACAGAGGAGGCGGGAACCUCAACUUCAGGAAAGAUGAGAUCACUUUUUUUGAAAAGUCAGACCUUGGUAUUCAUCCACAUAAUCUUAUGGAAAAGAAAUGUUCUACAUACAACAAAUAUGGGAAACUCCUUUGCAGAAAGUCAGUGUUUGUUAUGCACCCCAGAUCUCCGAUGGACGAGAGGCCCUUCCAGUGUCCUUACUGUGGGAACAGCUUUAGAAGGAAGUCCUACCUUAUCGAGCAUCAGCGGAUCCACACAGGUGAGAAGCCCUAUAUUUGCUGUCAGUGCGGGAAAGCCUUCCGUCAGAAAACGGCUCUGACACUCCAUGAAAAAACACAUACAGAGGGGAAACCCUAUCUCUGCAUGGACUGUGGGAAGUCCUUCCGCCAGAAGGCCACCCUCACCAGGCACCACAAAACGCACACGGGGGAGAAGGCCUACGAAUGCUCUCAGUGUGGAAGUGCCUUUGGGAAAAAGUCAUACCUCAUCGACCAUCAGAGAACUCACACAGGGGAGAAACCCUAUCAGUGCUCGGAGUGUGGGAAGGCAUUUAUCCAGAAGACGACGCUCACGGUGCACCAGAGGACUCAUACAGGGGAGAAGCCCUACAUCUGCAGUGAAUGUGGGAAGUCCUUUUGCCAGAAGACAACCCUGACCCUCCACCAGCGGAUCCACACCGGGGAGAAGCCCUAUAUCUGCAGUGACUGCGGGAAGUCCUUCCGCCAGAAGGCAAUCCUUACUGUGCACUACAGAAUACAUACAGGAGAAAAAUCCAACGGCUGUCCCCAGUGUGGGAAAGCCUUCAGUAGGAAAUCAAACCUCAUUCGCCACCAGAAAACUCACACAGGAGAAAAACCCUAUGAAUGUCAAGAGUGUGGAAAAUUCUUUAGCUGUAAAUCAAACCUUGUCGCCCACCAGAAAACUCACAAGGCAGAAACCACCAGAUUCCAGUGAGUGGUGUGCUUUUAUUUAUUUAUUUAUAUUUUUGAGGCAGGGUCUCAUUAUGUAGACUUGGCUGGCCCAGAACUUGGUUCGUAGACGAGGCUGGUCUCAAACUCAUGGAGAUCUGCCUGCCUCUGCCUCCCAGGUGCUGGAAUUAAAGGUCUAUGCCACCACAACUGACAGAUUUGGGGUUUUCUGGGUUUUGGUUUUUGGUUUUUUUGAUACUGAGUGCUUUCAGCUUCUAUCUGUUUAUUACUUGGUAACAUAUCACACACAGAGAUACUACUGCAUAAACUAAAUGGCAAAAAAUAAUUUGAAAAUGAA
Messenger RNA from Mastomys coucha (southern multimammate mouse), 2283 nucleotides. RefSeq names its product zinc finger protein 382 (gene Znf382). The transcript is spliced from 5 exons. Bases 325 to 1971 code for a protein of 548 amino acids. NCBI's taxonomy places the organism in Eukaryota, Metazoa, Chordata, Mammalia, Rodentia, Muridae. Gene Ontology annotation, molecular function: RNA polymerase II cis-regulatory region sequence-specific DNA binding; DNA-binding transcription repressor activity, RNA polymerase II-specific. The record is from RefSeq and is a predicted model, not a curated record. Gene Ontology annotation, biological process: negative regulation of transcription by RNA polymerase II.